This is a messenger RNA of Aureococcus anophagefferens, 1311 nucleotides long. RefSeq lists its product as hypothetical. The record is from RefSeq and is a predicted model, not a curated record. Gene Ontology annotation, molecular function: ATP binding; protein serine/threonine kinase activity. Lineage: Eukaryota; Pelagophyceae; Pelagomonadales; Pelagomonadaceae. The transcript has 4 exons. Gene Ontology annotation, cellular component: nucleus; cytoplasm. Gene Ontology annotation, biological process: intracellular signal transduction; protein phosphorylation. Bases 19 to 1287 code for a protein of 422 amino acids.
GCGGCCCGCGACGCCUGGAUGCGCGCGCUCCGGUCCGAGGCGAGCCACGCGGUGCGGUCCGCGACGGUCCAAUUCGCGGGCGAGGCGUGGCAGAUCGACCCCAAGUACGAGCUCGUCAAGAAGGUCGGCUCCGGCGCCUACGGCUGCGUCGCGUCGGCCCGCGACACGUCCGCCGAGGCGCGCGAGCGCUUCGGCGCGCCCUACGACGUCGCGAUCAAGAAGGUCGCGAACGUCUUCGAGGACGCCGUCGACGCGAAGCGGAUCCUGCGGGAGGUGCGCCUCAUGCGCAACUGGAACCACCCCUGCGUGCUCGGGCUCUACGACAUCGUCGAGCCGUCGCACUCCGCGGACUUUGAGGACCUCUACAUCGUGACGCCGCUGUCGACGACGGACCUCUCGCGCGUGAUUUACUCGAAGACGGCCCUCAGCUCCGACCAGCAGCUCUACCUCUUCUACCAGACGCUCUGCGGCGUCCACUACAUCAACUCGGCGGGCGUCAUCCACCGCGACCUCAAGCCCGCGAACCUGCUCGUCGACGUGAAGACGUGCGGCCUCAAGGUCUGCGACUUCGGCCUGAGCCGCUGCCUGAGCCACGAGGGCGCGGCGCUGACGGACGGCUACAUCGAGGCGCCGGCCGUCGACGGCGGCGCGAACAACUUCACGGAGUACGUCGUCACGCGGUGGUACCGCGCGCCGGAGGUCAUGCUCGGCUUCCACCACUACGGCGCGGCCAUCGACGUCUGGGCGUCGGCGUGCAUCUUCGUCGAGAUGCUCAUCAAGGAGCCCCUCUUCCCGGGCAACGACUACCUGCACCAGCUCAAGAUCAUCCUCAAGCAGCUCGGCAAGCCGACGGACCCCGGCGACUCGUGGUUCGUCACGAACAAAUCCGCGCGCCAGUUCCUCGACGGGCUGCCGGCCUACGCGGCGCAGCCGUUGGACCGCAAGGUGCCCGGGGCGCCGCCGGGGGCGCUGGACCUGGUGCUGGGCAUGCUCCGCUUCGACCCGCGGAAGCGGACGCCCGUCUCCGACUGCAUCGACCACGCGUGCCUCGCGGACUACCGCGAGCACGAGCUCGAGGCGCGCGCGGGCUUCCACGUCGAGAUGGACGACGUCGAGGCCGUGGCGCUGACGAAGAGCGCCAUCCAGCGCCUCCUCUACGACGACGUCCGCGCGUUCCACCGCGACCUCCCCGCGGACCGCGGCCGCGUCUUCAGCGACGCGGAGGAGCUCGCCGAGCACGUCACCAUCGACCACGCCGCCACGCCCAUGGACCAGUCGCCGCGGUAAAGAGACCCGGAAGCGUGGGGCUCG